Messenger RNA from Cyprinodon variegatus (sheepshead minnow), 742 nucleotides. It is a transcript of the gene cenpo, whose product is annotated as centromere protein O. The record is from RefSeq and is a predicted model, not a curated record. NCBI's taxonomy places the organism in Eukaryota, Metazoa, Chordata, Actinopteri, Cyprinodontiformes, Cyprinodontidae. Bases 60 to 482 code for a protein of 140 amino acids. Gene Ontology annotation, cellular component: kinetochore; Mis6-Sim4 complex. The transcript is spliced from 2 exons.
AUCUCCAGAAACUGAGGGCUGCUGUAGACAAACGGCAAACAAAUGGAGAAGAGGAGGAAAUGGAUGUAGACUUUGAAAGCUCUGAGUUGUUACGUCUGAUGGCCAGACACUCUGAGCUGUCGGAUCUUCUUCAUGCUCAUCAGCUUAUUGGCGGAUAUAACGCUGUUAAAACCCGAAAAGGUCAAGGCAUGUGCUUCACUCUCACAACUGUGUACGAUGGUGUGUAUUUGAGCUCCUACAACCUGGAGAUGGAUGUGAAGCCUAGAGUGAGGAUCAGUCGCCAUAACAUCCCCCCCUUCAUUCCUCUGGAUGACCUCGCCACGAAGAGCAACUUGCAGACAAACAUCAGGGCUUUUCUGGACACGGUCAGCCAGCAUCUCAAUGCGUACGAAGGACGCAAGCAGCAGCUGAAUCUUGUUAAGGUGCCACAAUUUUUGUUUUUCGUCUUUAAUUCGACCGUUUUAGAGUUAAAAACAGGUUAAGAAUAUGAAUGGAUGAAAUAAUAUUGUCCUGAAACCUUGAACCAUCAUUAUUUUUAUUGCGCUUUACUCAAAUAAAUCCUUAAUAUUGUCGUAAAGAAUAGUAGAGAGCAAAAGUCGCUGCAUAAACUGGUAUUGAAUGACGCUGUAUAAUUCUUUUAAUAAUUAUCCAGCAUCAUUGCAAAACUUUUACCAAUUUAAGAUUCAAAAAUCUCUUUGGAAAUCUCUUAAGUCCCUCAGUAGGUUUGUUUUUUUGUGUUGAA